Messenger RNA from Sinocyclocheilus rhinocerous, 849 nucleotides. Its product is annotated as secreted phosphoprotein 24-like. The record is from RefSeq and is a predicted model, not a curated record. Lineage: Eukaryota; Metazoa; Chordata; Actinopteri; Cypriniformes; Cyprinidae. Gene Ontology annotation, biological process: bone remodeling. Gene Ontology annotation, cellular component: extracellular region.
UAACAGUUAAAAACGGGACUGUGUGGUAGCAAGAGCAUCCAGUCUGGCAUGAAAAUGAGGUGCUGUGUUUUUCUGUUUCUGCUCCUGCAGGUUUUGGGAGUUUUAGGCUUUCCUCUGUUUAAACUCAGCUCAAAAGCAGAUGAUGCUCUGCAGAUAGCACUCAAUCGGAUCAAUGCACGCAUUGCCACCAAUCACCUCUACAGAGUGUCCAAGGCAGACGCAAAGAGGAUUGUUCCUCUGGGAAUGGGCACGUUUGAUCUGCAUCUGAGGUUUGGCAUUAGGGAGACGGAGUGUCAGAAGAGCUCUGGGGUCGAUCCUCAAGGCUGCAUGUACCGCAAAGGUUUUUUUGUGUUGGAAGCAGGGUGCUAUAUCAGAGCCAGAGUGAACCAGGAUAUCACUCGCAUCAUCUCUCUCAGAUGCACAAAGGCCGACAGCUCGAGCUCGGAGUCCAGUGAGGAGGGGGGGGUUAGGAUUAUACUAUGAUUUAAAUCAUUUUGGGACUGGAGACCGCACACAUUCAACUUCAGCACCAAGCAUUAAUGUGGUUCCACCAAUACAUGCGGGUCAUCAUGACAACACUGAAACCAACCAUGUUCGUGGAGACCAUUUCAGCAAUCACCUGCCAUAUCACUGACCUGCUGGAUGAAAUCACAUGAAGAUUCUUCAUACAACAUUAAGGUGCUACAAACAUAAAGCUAAAUGAAAAGACUACUGUACUAAGGAUUUUGCCAAUGGCUACCAAUAACUACAUCCUCCACUGAAACAUGAAACAGGAUUAUUCACUCUAUGAGAUAUGAAUACAAAUAGAAACCUGCUGGCAUUAACCUCCACAAGAAACCCAAUAAAAAC